Jaminaea rosea is the source of this 1899-nucleotide messenger RNA. RefSeq lists its product as hypothetical. NCBI's taxonomy places the organism in Eukaryota, Fungi, Basidiomycota, Exobasidiomycetes, Microstromatales. The record is from RefSeq and is a predicted model, not a curated record. Bases 1 to 1899 code for a protein of 632 amino acids. The transcript has 2 exons.
AUGGGAGGCAUCGACAUGCUCACCUCCUCGGCAACCCAUCUCUCAGCUGCGCAUAUGCAGCGUAGCGACAGUGGCUCGCAAUCGCACAAAAAGCCUUCCACCGCCGCUUCGCACCAUGCUUGGCGCCCGGUCGAGUAUGACACCCAUCGUCAGAUGAACCAAUUCUUCGGCGAGACGCCCUUGCAAAGACGAGAGCGCUAUUUGCACGUCAAAGAUGCUUCGAGCGGCAAGUGGUGGUUUGACGAGCAGGCUCGCAUGCCUACCACUCCAGGAGGCGGAUACAACUCAGCACCCGAGUCCCCUUCUACGACGCCAAGCCGGGGCCGCACCAUGACGCGGAGGCGCGGCUCCUCGGUCAAUCUGUUGAUGGGCAACAAACCUCUGGAGGUGGUCAGCCCAAGCAGUGGCGGCGCGCCUUACUACCAGUGGGAACUACUUCGCGGUGCCGGUGAGCAGGGGGAUCACUUCCUCGCUGGUCUCAACAUCGAUACGAGGGCCGAGCAGAGCGAUACGGCUGCGGUACGCCCACGCGUCAAGCGAAGCCAUAGCGCGGUAGAGCGGCUCAAUCUGAUCCCUGAUCGUUUGCCUGGGACGACGACGACCGCUUUUGACGAGGCUAAGCAGCAGGCAGACGGCGACAACAGUGACGUGGACAUGAUCCGUCUUCCAGCAUAUCUACCUUUGCCUCAUCGCCACAUCCCCGAAAAGGAGGUCGCGGACGCAUUCCACGUUCCUGCCUCUACAUCUUCGUCAUCAACAGCGGGCGACCUCACCACCCUCCAACGUCGACGCUCGGUCGGCUUCGUGGACCUGCACCCAAACGUCCAGAGUGACAGGGCAUCAAAGUCAGCUCGUACCCCGCGUCCUCGCCCCGCCAAGCUCGACCUCUCCCUACCCGGGAGUGGGGGAAGCAACUUCAAACGGUCUAGCAUCCUCCUCGCGACCAAGCAGGCGUCAGAACGCGCUUUCGGUUCGCCAAUGGAGUCGCCGACCAUGAUACGGGCCUCGCCUUGCUCUCCUCGCGGGAUUUUUGAUGAAGACGACGGCAAAGAGGUCUUUGGCCACCAUGCGGACCGGUGCAACGAACCAGAAGGCUCGCCCGAGUGGCUCAGGACGCCAUCGCUGCGAAGUCAGCAACAAGUCACGGGUCGCUCACCGCAAUCAGCAACUUCCUCUCCAAUAGCUCCCUCGUCGCCACGCUCAAGCACAUCAGAGCGCACUUCUCCCUUCAGCAGCGUCCGCGCCCUUGCCUCCAGGACGCCCCGCUCACCUUUGCGUCGCCCCUGGUCGUCUCACGACGUUUCCCCGACCAAGCCUGUCGCAGCAACAUCAGCAUCAACGAGCCUGAUGGCUGCAGCGAGGAGGCGGUCGAGCUUGAUCAUCUCGCCCACGAGCAUAGGCAUGGCCAUGACUUCUGCAUGCGCCUCACCGGCCCCAUUCACCGACCUGGCAGCUCCCGUUCCAGGUUCACCGGACGGUCUGACGUUGGGCACGACGAAGAAGGGGAGGAGGAGGUCGAUGCCCGUGGGCAUGGCUGUCGACCCUUUUAAUGAGAACGGGACUGCAGCGAAGCCUUCUGGCGGCGAGGUGGAGGCGACGACAGGCAAAGCUUCGCACAUCCUGGGUCUCAAUCCAUUCAAUGCCCACCUUCUGGCCCCCGCUGGACUCCCUACAGGCGAGGCAGCGUAUGACCGUGUCGGGCUGAUCGCUGGCGCCAGCAUGAAGCUCGACAGUGACGAUGAGGAUGACGGAGAGGACGAAAGUCAUAGCGGCGGUCGAAGCGGGCGCGCUGUCAGCGAGGAAGCGUCUGCUACUUCGAGCAGGAAGAGGGCCACAGCAGCUGCAGCGGACGGAGGCAAACGUGUGGUCAAGAAGUUCUUUCGCGUUAUUGGCGCCUAG